AUGGCGCUCCCCAGACGGCACGCCUUUGAGCUGAGCCCGACACCGCCUAUCCCAAACGAGGCCGCUCAGUUGAAUCCGCGCUCCCACGUGGCGCGCACGCCCGCCCUUGAGAGGGGACAAUCCCGGACCUGCACCAUAGCUCUCCUUUAUAUCGACCAGGAACGGAGAACAGAGCGCCGACGCAAAUGA
Messenger RNA from Penicillium cinerascens, 189 nucleotides. RefSeq lists its product as uncharacterized. NCBI's taxonomy places the organism in Eukaryota, Fungi, Ascomycota, Eurotiomycetes, Eurotiales, Aspergillaceae. The coding region runs from base 1 to 189 and encodes 62 amino acids. The record is from RefSeq and is a predicted model, not a curated record. The transcript has a single exon.